Messenger RNA from Exophiala oligosperma, 1035 nucleotides. RefSeq lists its product as uncharacterized. Gene Ontology annotation, biological process: protein secretion; Golgi organization. Lineage: Eukaryota; Fungi; Ascomycota; Eurotiomycetes; Chaetothyriales; Herpotrichiellaceae. The transcript has a single exon. Gene Ontology annotation, cellular component: Golgi apparatus. Bases 1 to 1035 code for a protein of 344 amino acids. The record is from RefSeq and is a predicted model, not a curated record.
AUGUGUAUCGCGCUCAUCUCGACCGCCCACCCUUCCUACCCACUCAUCCUCAUCGACAACCGCGACGAGUACCUCAACCGUCCGACGGACCGCGCCAAAUGGUGGCCGGAACCGCACUCCCACGUCCUCGGCGGGCGGGACAUGCUCCGCGACAUCCACGGCACGUGGCUCGGGGUGACGCGCGACGGUAAAAUCGCCGUGCUCACCAACUACCGCGAGGACACGACGCCGCCUCGGUCGGCGGUGUCGCGCGGCGCCAUCAUCAAGCAGUUCCUGUCCGAGGACGUGGGGCCCGUGGAGGCGUUCGUCCGGGACGUCGUCAACACGGGCAUCGCCAAGGACGCGGGCGGGUUCAGCCUCGUGUGCGGCGAGAUCGGGGGCCAGCUGGCCGUCAUCUCCAACCGGGCCGAGGACCAGAGCCAGGUGCCCUGGAUCGGAGGCGACGUGGUGCAGACGGUCGGGCUCAGCAACGCCGCCUUCGGCGACCGGACGUGGAAGAAGGUCCUGUUGGGCGAGGAACUCAUGCUCGACACCAUCCGGUACAGCGUCGAGCACGGCGAGUCCGAGGACGAGCUGAUCCGCCGGUUCCUCGACCUCCUCAGCCACGAGACGCUGCCCAGGGAGGGCAAGGCCGACGACGCCGGGCUCGAGGCCUACAUCAUGGACCUGCGGCACUCCAUCUAUGUGCCCACGCUCGGCCGGCGGGACGGGUCGACGGUGCCGAACCGGACGCCCGACGACGAGGUCGCGGCGGCCCGGUUGCGCGAAAAGGUCGACGUCGUCGGCUUCAACACCCCCGUGAGGGACAACAGCCCGUCGACCGCGAAACCCGUCGCCGCCCGUCAGCUGGGCGUGAGUGGCCUGUACGGCACGCAGAAACAAACCGUCGUGCUGGUGGACCGAGAGUUCAACGUCCGGUUCUUCGAGAGGACCUUGUUCGAUCAGGACUCGAAUCCUAUACCUUUUGGGGAGGGGGAUGUCGAUGUGAGGUUCAAGAUUGAAAAGUCAGGCGGCGGCGGCGACGUGACGACGUGA